AUGUCCCGCGGCAACCAGCGUGAGAAGGCCCGUGAGGCUAACCUCAAGAAGCAAGCUGCUCAGAAGAAGGUCAACAGCAAGAGCGGUACUGAGAUGCAGCGCGACAAGGAAACUGUCGCCGCCCUCAUGAGGGCAAAGCAGGCGGCCGCCGACGCGAAGAGGGCUGCUGAGGCUGCCAAGAAAUAA
Molecule: messenger RNA, 186 nt
Organism: Neurospora tetraspora
Lineage: Eukaryota; Fungi; Ascomycota; Sordariomycetes; Sordariales; Sordariaceae
Product: putative serf family protein
Exons: 3
Coding region: 1-186 (61 amino acids)
Source: RefSeq, a predicted model, not a curated record